Molecule: messenger RNA, 888 nt
Organism: Nematocida major
Lineage: Eukaryota; Fungi; Microsporidia
Product: COMPASS component SWD2
Exons: 1
Coding region: 1-888 (295 amino acids)
Cellular component (GO): Set1C/COMPASS complex
Molecular function (GO): chromatin binding; protein binding
Source: RefSeq, a predicted model, not a curated record
AUGCACAGCACGCCUGAAUCCGCACUCCUCUCAUACAGGACACAAGACAUGCCCGGGGCGAUUUCCGACGCCGUGUACUCGCCCAGCGGAGAGAUGCUCGCAUGCUCGCUGGACACGGGGGAUCUGGUUUUCCACCAGGCUGUAACCAACAAGAGAUUCUGCCCCAUAAAAACAGAAAACGAAAAAGGCUUCUUGGUGGACUUUCUAAGCCCAACCCUGCUUGUGCACACAACCGGAAAAAAUCUGCAGGUGCUGGACCUGAAGAAAGAGGAGUACAGCUGCCUCUUUUCAGCACACAAGUCCCGGAUCUGCAGCAUAUCCACGUCUUCCAUGUUUAGAAACACGAUAUCGGUGGGAGAAAACGAGAUGUAUCUCUGGGAUGUCCGCGAGAGGUCUGCGCACGCAAGGCUCCCCGUGCAGGGAAGGCCCAUUGUGCGAUACUCUCCGGACGGGAGAGUGUUUGUUGUGCUUUUUGAGGGGAUGAAGGAGAUGCGCCUGUUUGACGUGCGGUCGUACUUUGCAGGGCCGUACAGGACAAAAAAGCUGGAGGCGGAGAAGUACACAGACAUGCAAUUCUCCCCCGACGGGUUUGGCAUGGCGCUGUUCCAGGAGAGCGGGAUAGGCAUAGCAGACGGGUUCAGCGGAGACAUAACCAUGCAGCUGGCCAGCGACUUCUCCCAGGCCGGGUGCUUUACGCAAGAUAGCCGGUCCUUUGUCUUCACGACCGGGCCGCACGAGGUUUCGAUGGCAACGCUCCCUGAGCCCAAAGGCGUGCCAAUUUUUUCGGUGGACAGCGCGCUUCCCAUCACAGGGCUGCGGUACAACCUUUGCUUUGAGCAGGUUGCGGUUCUGCACGGACAGCUGACAUUUCUGCAAAACUCGAACUAG